Messenger RNA from Salvelinus fontinalis (brook trout), 3180 nucleotides. RefSeq names its product golgin subfamily A member 6-like protein 22. The record is from RefSeq and is a predicted model, not a curated record. NCBI's taxonomy places the organism in Eukaryota, Metazoa, Chordata, Actinopteri, Salmoniformes, Salmonidae. The coding region runs from base 295 to 3180 and encodes 961 amino acids. The transcript is spliced from 4 exons.
UGUGUGUUUGUAUUUGUACACAUUUUGGACAUAAUUGAUUCCAUAAAAUGUCUCAUAAUUUUUUCAAACCAUGUCAAUACAUUAAUUGACAAUGAAUUGUCCAGAUGAAUUGAUCAAAAUGACUCUGCUAUUGAUGUUGUCCAGUGUUUGAUUCAAUUACCUAGGUCUAAGUUGUAUUUCUAUGUAUCAUUCUCUGCAAAUGCUUUGAAAGUAUGUCUUGGUCAAAGAUUAUCACUAAUUUAACCUUUUCAAAUUAAGCAAGAGAUAGAGAGAUUGAGGAUCAGGCAGAAAGUCAUGGAGGAUCAGCGACCAAGACUGGCCUGGAACAACAAACCUAUUGAGACAGAAAGAGAGAGGGAAAGAGAGAGGGAAAGAGAGAUGGAAAGGGAGAGAAAAGCAGAAUUGGAAAGACAAGAAAUGAAGAAGAAAGUGAAACAGGCAGAAGAAACGAUAAAAGUGUUAGAACGAGAGAUUGAGAGAUUGAAAGAGACUGAAAAGGAAAUCAUAUUUGAAAGAGAAAGAGACAUGCGUAUUGCAGAGAAUGAGAAAGUCAAACUGGUUAACGAAAAGGUAAAAGAGUUAGAGAGAGAGGUUGAGAGACUGAAAGAAGAUAUGACAACAAAAGAGAUUCAAUACAAAAUCAAAUUUGAAAAAGCGAAAGAAGCGUAUAGAAGACAGAAUGAGAGAGUGAAACAGGUUAACCAAAAUGUACUAGUGUUAGACAGAGAGGUUGCGAGAAUGAAAGAAGAGAUUAGAUUGAAAGACGAGACUGAACCAGAGAGAACAUUUGAUAGAGACAGAGAGAGAGAAAAUGAUUGGAGACGAAGUGAAGAGGAGAUGAAAAAUAGAGUGGAGAGAGAGAUGGAGAUGGAGACAGCCCUCAUCAAUGACAAAAAGAAGUCUGAAUUGGAGGAAGUCUUCAAUAAAAUCAAGGAACAGCUGAAAGAAUUAGAAAAUAUGGAAACAGACAAAUAUAAAUGGAAACAGAACCAAAUGGACAUGGAGGAGAAGAUGGAGGGUGAGAACAACAAACAGAAAGAGGUAGAAAGAAAGAGAAUGGAGAAAAUACCAAAACAGAGACAACAAGAAGAUGAGAAGAAGAAGGAGAUGGAGAGAGAAGAAGAGGAGAGACACAAACAAAAGAUCAUAGAGAUGGAAGAGGAAGAAAGAGAGAGGGGGAAAGAGAGACAGAGACAGAUCAAAAGGAAGAGAAUGGAGAAGAGACAGAAAAAUAUGGAAAGAGAACAAGAGAGACAGAGAGAGAUUGAAAGGGAGAAUGAAGAAGAAAGAUGUAAACAGAUGCAAAUAGAGAUGGAAGAGGAAGAAAGAGAAGAAGAAGAGAGACAGAGAGCGAUCGAAGAGAAAGAGACACAGAGAGAGAUGGGAGAGAAAGAGAUACGACAACAACAAGAGGAGAGAACGAGAAAGUUUGAGAGAGAUCAAGAAGAAGAAGAUAUAUGGAAACAGAAGCAAAUUGACAUGGAGAAGGAGGGAAGAGAGAGGGAGAACAAGAGACAGAGAGAGAUAGAAGAGAUACACAGGGGACAACAACAAGAGGAGAGACAAAAACAAAUGGAGAUAGAGAAAGAAAGGGAGAAAGACAAUGAGAAUCAGAGAGAGAUGGAAUUAAAAGAUCAGCAACAGAAAGAGAUGGAGAAAGAAAAUAUGAUUAUGAGAGAGAGGGAGGAAGCAGGAAGAAGAAAGGAGGGGCAGAAAAAUAUUUUGGGGGAAAUUGAAGGACAGAAUGAACAGGAGAGAGAGAUGGAAGAAAAGCAUGAAGUGAUUAAGGAAGCAGAGAAAGAGUACAGGGAAAGAGAAGAGAGAGGAAAGGAAGUAAGCAUGAAGAAACAUGUAGUAGUUAAUGUUAAAGCAAAAGCACGGGACGUCUUCAAUAGACGUAAAGAGAGGAGGUUAGAAGUGUUGAAGGGGGAACGAGAACACAUAGAAAGAGGACAACAAAUCAGGAGGGAGAAGGAGGAAAGACGGCUGGAGAUGGAAAGAAAACAGGAGAGGGCAAGACGACAAGAGGAGCAGGAUAAAAAACAAGAGAUUGAAAUUGCUAGACAGAAAGAAAUGUUCAGACUAAGAGAGGAGGAGAGACAGAGAGAGGAAGAGAGAGAGGAUCAGAGAAAGAGAGCCAUUGAAGGCUAUUUAUCUUUAAUCAGAGAGAGAGAGAAGAUAACGGAGGCAAAAAAAAGAGAGGAGAUGGCGGAAGAGGAGGAGGAAAAGGAAGAUGACAAGGAGGACCUUGUCCCACCCUAUAAAAAUAGCCGAAGGGGAGCUAUGGGCUGGGUGAAUAAGAAGUGGGAGAAGAGGAACAUCAAGAAGAUAGAGAGAGCAUAUCAGAGAGAAGCUGAGGAGGGCUAUAAGAUCGUCCACAUAGGUAAGACCUGUUUUCCCUCUGCUUAUAACAUCAUCCUCUUUAGUCUCCUCUACACACAUAAGUUCCACACCAGUCAUCAUGUUGCAUCAUUGUUUCAAUAUAAAACUACUGUCCAAAAUGAUGGCCAGCAGGAGGGGCCAAGGAGGCCACAGGCAUGGGCAGAGAACCAGGAGGGGAGUUCAGAGAACCAGCAGGGGGGGCCAAGGAGGCCACAGGCAGAGAACCAAGAGGGGAGUUCAGAGAACCAGCAGGAGUGGCCAGAGAACCAACAGGGGGGGCCAGACAGCCAGCAGCUAGAAGCUCCAGAAGAGGCUGAAACAUUAGAACCAACCUCAAAGAAAAAGAAAAGGCCAGGCAUCUGGAAGAGAAUUAAGAUGGGCAACCAGCCCCAGGACCAGCCCACCAGCAAGCAGCCCCAGGACCAGCCCGUCAGCAGCCCGCCCCAGGACCAGCCCGCCAGCAAGCAGCCCCAGGACCAGCCCGCCAGCAAGAAGCCCCAGGACCAGCCCGCCAGCAGCCCGCCCCAGGACCAGCCCGCCAGCAAGCAGCCCCAGGACCAGCCCGCCACUCGGAGCCUCAGCUCGGGGCCUCAGCUCGGGGCCUCAGCUCGGGGCCUCAGCUCGGGGCCUCAGCUCGGAGCCUCAGCUCGGGGCCUCAGCUCGGGGCCUCAGCUCGGGGCCUCAGCUCGGGGCCUCAGCUCGGAGCCUCAGCUCGGAGCCUCAGCUCGGGGCCUCAGCUCGGGGCCUCAGCUCGGGGCCUCAGCUCGGGGCCUCAGCUCAGAGCCUCAGGCCAAAUGA